AUGACAAUUUCGUGCCUGGUGAGGGCGCGCGAUUUGGGCUUGAGAAUUGAAGUUAAGCUCAUGGAACAUUCAUAUCCCAAAGGCAAGGCCAUCGAGCACCGUGACAGGGACCAUUCUAUUUUUAGCACAGGUCUUCCCUUCGACGGAGCCCUAUAUACAUCCGAUCUCCGCGAUAACCAUAAAUGA
Coprinopsis cinerea okayama7#130 is the source of this 186-nucleotide messenger RNA. RefSeq lists its product as hypothetical. NCBI's taxonomy places the organism in Eukaryota, Fungi, Basidiomycota, Agaricomycetes, Agaricales, Psathyrellaceae. The record is from RefSeq and is a predicted model, not a curated record. Bases 1 to 186 code for a protein of 61 amino acids. The transcript has 3 exons.